AUGUCUGGCCCGGGACUAACCUCGAACCAGUCUCACGCGCAGAACGACCUCUCGCGCUUCUCCGACUCGGAGCCGGAGCAAGACCGGUCUCCUCCUGGAAAGACAACCUCCGACAUUCUUUCGGGCGUCUAUCGAGGCUUCAAAAAGUUUGCCCCGAGCAGAGACGACUCGUCUAAGCUGUCGAGACAACCCUCCCUCUCUCACCUCGGCCUCAAAAGUAUCUCUCCGAGCUCGAACUCCACUCCCUCUCCUCCUCCUUCCGCGACGCCCACGCCCGUUCCAAGCUCGUCCAAGAACCGUCCCCUUCAGCAUGGGAGGAGUCUGAGUCUGCAGAGCAGUCUCGCCAAACCCCUGCCCGAACCACCACCUUCGCAGCCUUCGCCCACAGGAGCCGACGUCCCUUUCGCUGCCCACUACAAUUACGGCAGCCUUGGUGCUAUAGAAGAGGCUCCGGCUGAUGAUAUGGAAAGUCGCACUAGUACAAUGGACUCUAGUGUUUCGGUGGAUAAGGCACAAAUGUACACCGGUGGAAUGGGUUACAACACCGACAUGGCCAGCAGCCAAAGCAGUCUGGCCAGCUCAUCGAGGCAAGAUGGAGGGGAAGAAAUGAGGGAGAACCUGACGCCACGGAGUAACGGCCCCUUAUCAGCAGGCCCUUCACCCUCUUCCAACACAGGCAGAGCGCCUGCCGUAGGCACGCCCACUGCCUCCUCCUCCUCGGCGCAUCUUUCAGGGCUCAUGUGUAAUGUCCAUCGUACGACAGGCAGGGAGCCACAUCCACUUGUCGGAGCCACAACGACAAUCCUGGGUGAUAAGCUCUACGUUUUUGGUGGAAGGAUAUUGUCUAGGAGCCGCCCUGCCCCCUUGACCUCCGAUCUAUACGAGCUGGAUCUUAUUCGUCGACACUGGUCGAAGCUCGAAACAAGCGGCGACAUACCGCCCCCACGAUAUUUCCACUCCAUGUGUCCCCUGGGAGACACCAAGUUAGUCUGUUAUGGUGGAAUGUCUCCUACGCCGAACCAGUCCGGUACAGGCCCGGACCAGCAGCCCGAAGUGACGGUCAUGUCGGACAUUUAUAUCUACGACGUUCCAACCCGGAAAUGGACCUUUAUACCCACUCAAGAAGCCCCCCAGGGCCGCUACGCACACUGCGCCUGUAUUCUACCCACCUCAGCUUCCUUUACGUCACACAAGGCGCCGCUGUCGGCCCUGCAGCAUAACCCGUCGUCGGGCAACCCCAACGAAGGAAGGAUAGGAAUCAACAUAGAUGGGUCUGGCGGCGCCGAGAUGGUGGUUGUAGGUGGCCAGGACGGCGCAAACCACUACAUUGAGCAGAUUAGUGUUUUCAACCUACGAAGCCUUAAGUGGACAUUUAUCGAACCGCUCGACAAGAGUUGCGGCGCUUAUAGGAGCGUCGUCGCGCCUCUACCUCCUUCGGUGACGGCACGAAUUGGCAAGUCGAGUGCGAAUGGUUUCCAGCGGGACGGCGGCAUCAGCCAAGAAUCUCGAGAGCCAGGGUCAUCAAUGCUAAUCUACUCCAACUAUAACUUCCUGGACGUCAAGCUCGAACUGCAAGUCCGAUCUUCGGACGGCACUUUGACGGAAAAGCCAAUGUCAGGCUCUUACUCGCCCCCAGGUCUGCGAUUCCCCAACGGCGGCGUUAUCGACACAUACUUUGUCGUAAGCGGCACGUACCUCACGUCGUCGAAGCAAGAAUACGCUUUGUGGGCUCUGGAUUUGAAGACAUUGACUUGGUCGCGGAUUGACGCGGGGGGCGCCGUCUUCAGUCAGGGCAGCUGGAAUCGUGGCGUGCUAUGGAAUCGCAGAAACACGUUUGUAAUUCUUGGCAAUCGGAAACGAAGUCUUGUCGACGACUAUAAUCACCGACGAAUCAACUUUUCCAAUGUUUGCAUGGUUGAGCUGGAGGCAUUCGGUUUCUACGACAAUCCCAGGAAGACUAGCCCAAUGUCUGGAUUUGUCUCCGCCAGCAGCCCCUACACCGGUCCCGGCUUAAGUUUGGCUAGAAAAGCUGGUUCCACGGCAGGCGGGCGCUUCCAUUCGAGGGCUUCCGAAGAGCUGGGCGAGAAGGCGCUCGCUUUACGUGAGUUAUCAGACAUGGAUAUCCUGUGUUUGCAUGGAGAAAGAAUACCCAUUAACUCGAGGAUUGUGGCGCGACGUUGGGGACCAUACUUUGUGCAGUUGUUGCGCGAAGGCACAGCAACCCAGGACGGUAGUGAUGCUAUGACCUUGCGGUCAGGGCUCGGUAGUGCCGUUCGGAAUUCUACCUUGACCAUUACGCCUUCUCGUAACACGAUUGAGAGCACAACUUCUUCCAUGGCUAGUACGGCACUCUCGUCUGGAUCAUCAGCCAAGCCUCCCAGCACAGCCCCGACUAGUGCCUCUGCAGCCUCUUUCUCUCUUCCGGGCUCAGGCUCCGGCGGCGUCGACCCAACCGCUGUUAACUCGGCCCCGACUCCAAGAUCGCUGCCACCCAACUCCAGACCACGAUGUCUUUACCUCCCGCACACCUAUCUUACCGUUCAGGCUCUUCUCCAUUUCCUCUAUACGUCCUCGCUACCGCCGCCGUCAUCACCACUGUGCACCCCCCCUAUUCUAUGCUCACUCCUUCAAAUAGCCCGACCUUAUCGAAUUGACGGGCUUCUCGAGGCGGUGGUCGAACGCCUACACGCCCUUCUGGAUUCGAGGAAUGCGGCCGCUGUUUUCAAUGCCACCGCUAUGGCUGCCGGUGGUGGUCGCGGCAUAGACGGCUCAUUGAACCCCAACUUCUUCAUCCCUAUCGACGGCAUGGGCUCGCCGUUGUCCCUCUCCGAUGGCUCUCAGAAUGGAAACAGCAGCACGGAUCUGCAGGGUCUUGGUUCUCGCACCGCUGCAUUGCGCAUCAACACUGCCACAUCUUCCGGGCGGCCAUCCAGCGACGAGCUCAGCGCGACAACGAGUGUCAGCGGGUCCGAAUGGAGCUCCGAGAUUGGGGAUUCCGAGCGCGGGGGCUUGCGUGAAGUCUGGGGUGGUGAGCUCAGCUCUGUCAUUGGUCUGCAGAAGCGAGGACUGCGCGGCCUCAUGGAAGGCAGGAGAAUGCGCGAGCGUACCGGGACCAACUCCGGCACUGGCAUGAGCGCAGGCAUGGUUCCGUAUGGUGGACAGGGUCGGGUUGGUCUUGGCAUUGCCGGAUCGUGA
Molecule: messenger RNA, 3195 nt
Organism: Colletotrichum truncatum
Lineage: Eukaryota; Fungi; Ascomycota; Sordariomycetes; Glomerellales; Glomerellaceae
Product: kelch domain-containing protein
Biological process (GO): cell redox homeostasis
Cellular component (GO): mitochondrion; cytosol
Molecular function (GO): protein binding
Source: RefSeq, a predicted model, not a curated record